Sinocyclocheilus anshuiensis is the source of this 7013-nucleotide messenger RNA. RefSeq names its product pleckstrin homology-like domain family B member 1. Gene Ontology annotation, biological process: regulation of microtubule cytoskeleton organization. Gene Ontology annotation, molecular function: protein binding. Gene Ontology annotation, cellular component: basal cortex. NCBI's taxonomy places the organism in Eukaryota, Metazoa, Chordata, Actinopteri, Cypriniformes, Cyprinidae. The coding region runs from base 66 to 4979 and encodes 1637 amino acids. The transcript is spliced from 26 exons. The record is from RefSeq and is a predicted model, not a curated record.
GAAUUAUUUACGAAGGAUUACGUUUUUGGAGUUAAUGAUUUGUGAGUUUGCUGGAGGUCAGUGGCAUGUAUUGCUCUGUAUCUCAGUAUGAAAUAGGCCAUUCGUUCAGGUUGGCUAAUGAGGAGUACGACAUGCUGAACGUUCGGGAUACCAAGAUACAGCAGCAAAGCGUCUGGAAUCUGGAUUCUAAUAUGAUACUCAAGAAGGUCCGAUUUCAGGAUCCUCAUGUCCCGGAGCGAGUAUGUGAAAACACGCUGGUCAUGGAUAGUUUGAACCAAAACCUUACCAUUGGACACCAGUCUCAUCAAGUGCUCCAGAGCACUCCACUGGAUUUGAUUGAGACCGGGAAAGCCCUGAAGGUCCAAGCAGACCGUCCCCAUUUGGUUAGUCUAGGAAGUGGGCGUCUCAGUACAGCCAUCACCCUCUUACCUCUGCCUGAAGGCAAGACCACUCUGGGUCACGGAACCAUGGACAUCAACAUCCAGGGCCCAGGGAUCACAGCUCAGCACUGCUUUAUCGAAAACAAGGCAGGACUCAUCACUCUGCACCCCUGUGGAAACCAGUGUAGCAUGGACGGACUGCCGGUCACCAAACCUGUGCGCCUGUCUCAAGGCUGUAUGCUGUGUUUCGGCCAAUCCGCCUUCUUCCGUUUCAACCACCCUGAGGAGGCUUUCCGAAUGAAAAGCAUGAUGCCUGAGAGAGGACAGACAGCCAGUGUGAAAAACUGGGCCCACACAGAUUCCGAGAACCUGGUUAAUGGGAACCACUUGUCAGGAGUGCCAAAAUCUCACUUGGUCUCCAACGAGAGAGUGCGCCCUGAGCACAGUGCCAUCGUCAGUUCCAUUGAGAAAGACCUUCAGGACAUUAUGGACUCAUUAGUCAUGGAUGACCCUCAGCUCUCUUCCUCCGAGUCAAAGAAGCCCUCUGGUCAGCCCAUCUCCCAGUCUCCCUUGUCCCCCAUGUUAAAUGGAGGGGGGCGCUUCCUUCUCUCACCCCCAAUGAGCCCUGGUGCUAUGUCUGUGGGCUCCAGUUAUGAGAAUACCUCCCCUCCUUUCUCUCCUCUCUCAUCCCCAUCAGCUGACAGCAGUGGCAGCUACACCAGUAUUUCUCCGAGUGGUUGUCAGGACCAGCUUCACACGCUUCCUCCUGUACCAGUGAGGUCUUCUAGUUACAAUUACACCAGCCAGCCACCCAUACCUCAGCCACGGACCAUACUGCCAAGCUAUUCAGGUGGUAACAGUGGGUCAAAGGUGCCUGAGAGUCCCAGACUCCAGCGAAAGGCUCUUUUAGAAGCACCGCCAAGCCCAAAGCCAAGUCGUAGGGGGUUGAACCAAGACAGCUCGGUGGCUAAAACCCCAGACAGCCCCAUACAGACUCACAUUCUGCCCUCAGUCUCCAUCUCUACUGCUCCGACUGAUUACCCAUCUGUCAGUCGGGUUCCAGUUCCAGGCAGUCCCAGACUGACCCCCAAAUUCUCCACUGCAUCCCCAUCCUCCUCACCUUCUAGCCUUAGAACCAAAACUGCCAUUGUUCUACAGGAUCGGCCCUCAAGUCCUUUCCGGGAGCAGCCUCAGCCAGAUCGCUCCUUGACCUCUAGCCCCUCUAACCAACUCUCCCCACCCUCACGAUCUUUCCAGCCCCCUUUGGACCCCAUUGUCCACAUCAUUCAGGGUGGACCUCCACACCCGCAUCCUCGCACAUUGCAGCCUCCAGAAAGUCCGCGGCUGGCCCGCAGGAACCUUGAAGGGAGUAGCAUGAGGGAGCUUCCCCCUCUUAGCCCCUCCAUAGCUCGCAAGGGGGUUCCUGUGCUCCCUGGAGCUCUACCAGGAACCCUGCGGACUCCAGAGAGUCCAUCCCCAAGAAUGGUGCCAGAGAGUCCCAGACUCAGGCGGAAAGCAGGGUCUCCUACAGAAGAACCAUUCAGCCCUCGUGGGAUGCGUGCUCGUAGUCCUUCACCCACUUCUAGACUGAUGGGGGAAGGCAAUGGAUGGAGGGGCAGUUUUGGGAAUUCACUCUCUUCUGCCUUUAGCCUGGGUUCUCUGCCUGGGUCAUCGCCCCAAUCCAGUCCCAGGAACCACAGAAAGAUGUCAGCGGGCCACAGGGACCUCCGGAUGCCUCACCCUGGUAUGAGGGAGCGGAAAAAUAGCAUCACAGAGAUCAGCGACAACGAGGAUGACCUUCUGGAGUACCACCGGCGCCAAAGAGAAGAACGACUCAGGGAGCAAGAAAUGGAGAGGCUGGAACGGCAGCGGCUGGAAACAAUCUUGAACCUCUGUGCCGAGUAUAACAAGGGCGAUGGGCCGGCGGGAGAUCUGGGGCUUGGCUCAAGGGACGGGCUUAACGUCAGACGUCCUUCCUUGGACAGUGUGAGCAGUGCUUCCCUAAGGGUGACGCAGAGACAUCGUCAAAGCCAAGAGGAGGACAGCAGUAGCACUGAGAGUGCACAGCAGGACGGACGGACCCCACCAGCUCUGCUAAAUGGACAAAAUGGACAGGCAGAGGACUCUCUGGGAUCGGGCAGCAUUGGCCGUCUGGAACUGGGAUACCUGGAGGAGGAGCGGGUUCAAGUGCUGGCAAAGGUAGAUGAGCUCAAAGCUCGAAUCACAGAACUGGAGCAGCAACUUCAGGAGUCCAAACAGGAGGCGGAGAUGGAAAGAGCUCUGCUGCAGGGAGAAAGACAGGCCGAGCUGGAGCAAAUUGAGGCUGAGACAGGGAUUAUCAGCCAGCUGCAGCGCAAACUCAGUGAACUGGAGAGCACCAUUCAGAGAGAGAAAGACAAGGCAUGCCAUUCUGCUGGAUGGCCACUCAAGGCCCAUUCUGGUCUCGAUUGCCAUCCCCAGGAGAAGGCUAAUGUUGAGGCGGAGCGGGAAGCCCUGGAGAGGCUUCAGGAUGAGUACAAUGAGUUGACGAGCCAGCUUCAUAACUGCCCUGAGUCUCUGAGGGAGCAGUUACAGGAACAACUCAAGAGGGAAGCUGAGACCAUUGAGGCUGCGACUAAGCAGUUUGAGGACUUGGAGUUCCAGCAAUUAGAGAAGGAGAGCAGUCUAGAGGAGGAGCGCGAGACCAUCACCCAGCAGCUGCUGCAGGACAGAGCUCAGUACCACAGCAGCAUCACCAAAAGAAAGGAAAAAGUUGUGGCAUUGGAAAGCCAGGCCAGUCAGUUGGGAAUACAGGCCACUCAGGAGUGUGAGAGACUGGCCAAGGACAGAAGUAUGACCUUGCAACUGCUACAGAAGGAAAAGGAAAGGCUAGCUAAUCUGGAGAGAAGAUACCAGAGUUUAACUGGAGGAAAGACAUUCCCCAAAAGCUCCAACACUAUAAAGGAGGAGUACUUGAAGCUGUCGGAUGUUUAUAAGAUGUAUGGGAGUGAUUGCCAUGACAUCCAGCUCACCGACGCUUCCUCGCAUGGCCUCUCGCUUGCCCUUGACCCAGCUGUAACUGCCCCCUGUGAGGAGUAUGUGACCGUCGGCCAAUUAAACCAUAUCUAUGGGAUGCCGAAGGUGGAGUCUUCCCCUACCUCACCCAUCCAAUUACUUCAGUCUUCUCUCGCAGACUCCGCCUUCUCCUACCUCCCUUCCCCUCACGGCUCUUCCCUCUCUCUCUCCUUCGAGCGUCAGUCGGACCUGGGCAGGCUUCAGAUGCCCGCUCUAGAUUUAGAGCGCUGGUACCAGGAGGUAAUGGCAGCUGGAGAUGCAAACCAUCUCUGCCCUCCUCCUCCCCUCCCGGCUAAAGCUUUCUCAUCACGCAAGCCUGCGCAGGUGUACCGCUCUCGACUGGACAGUGAUGCAAGCCAAUCAUCACUGAGACCGAAAAUCAGCGCUGGUCUGUCCCCCACAUACACUACAGCUACACUGGGACGUAACACUCCUGCCAGGAGUCCUCUGAUGGUAGCCAACAGCACCGGGAGUCUCCCACGCAACCUGGCAGCCACCCUGCAGGACAUUGAGACCAAAAGGCAGCUGGCUCUUCAGCAGAAAGGCCAGCAAGUGAUUGAGGAGCAGCGGAGGCGUUUGGCCGAGCUGAAGCAGAAAGCUGCAGUAGAGGCUCAGUGCCAGUGGGAGGCGCUACAUGGCUCUCAAACGCAGAUCAACAGUCCCUUUUCUUCAACCUCGGGGCCAGUCGUGCACCACUCCAUCCUGCAUCACACAGCGCCCUCUUCUGGGGAACAGCCUUAUGACACCCUCAGCCUGGAGAGCUCGGACAGCAUGGACACAAGCAUCUCCACUGGAAACAACUCUGCCUGCUCUCCUGACAACAUGUCCAGUGCCAGUGGUAUGGAUGCGUUGAAGAUUGAGGAGAUGGAGAAGAUGUUGAAAGAGGCACAACUGGAGAAAGCUCGACUCAUAGAGUCCAGAGAACGAGAGACUCAGACCCGUAAACUCAUGCUAGAGGAGGAGAGAAGAAGAAGAGAGGAGGCGGAGAAGAGACUGCAGGAGGAGACGAUACAUAGACAGCAGCUGAUAGAGAAGGAGGUGAAGAUGAGGGCCAGAAACUUCUCUCAGGCCCGCCCGAUGACCCGAUACCUGCCCAUUCGCAAAGAGGAGUUUGACCUCCAUUCCCACAUCGAGUCUUCAGGUCACAGCGUGGACACGUGCUACCACGUGAUUCUCACCGAAAAGAUGUGCAAGGGCUAUCUUGUCAAGAUGGGAGGAAAGAUCAAAUCCUGGAAGAAGCGCUGGUUCGUCUUUGAUCGCCUUAAAAGGACUUUUUCCUACUACGCCGAUAAGCAUGAGAGCAAAUUGAAGGGCGUCAUCUACUUCCAGGCUAUCGAGGAGGUUUACUAUGAUCACCUGCGCAGUGCCACAAAGAAAGGAUUUUUCAAUCUGAAUUUGACAAACAGCCCCAACCCCUCCCUGACCUUCUGCGUGAAGACCCACGACAGACUGUAUUACAUGGUGGCCCCGUCCGCAGAGGCCAUGAGGAUAUGGAUGGAUGUGAUAGUGACAGGAGCCGAGGGCUACACGCAGUUCAUGAACUGAGACAAAACCCACUAUACGGAAUGAUACGGAAACCAUUCGGCAGGGAGACUUCAAAUGACCCAGACCUGUUAUUCCCAACGAGAGGAAAAAAUUAUUUUGUUACUUCCUUUUUUUCUUCUUCUCGACUUUCCUGAAGAUGUUAUAUAUUCACUCAGAUGCACAGACAGAUAUCCACCAGAGGCUUUCCACGUCUGCCUGGAUUGAAAAAGGGAGAAGACGAAAAGACCCGGUGAACCAAACCUGCAGGUGGUGGCUCACUCACCAUCAACGAAAAUGCCUUUUUGCCAUCAGAUAUUUUUCAGUUGCAGUUUAGUUUAUGUUGUCUGGAUGCGCAGAAACAUGACUUUCCUUUGUAAAGUUUGUCCCUCGAUUUGUCUUUUCAAACGUAAUGGGAAAAAUGACAAAUGCCAUCAAGCCAUUCUGGAAUAGUAUUGCACUGCAUACUUGAUGGGAUUGACUGACACGGAAUGACUAGAGGAUAUAAAUGAACUGCAGUACAUUUAAAUUAUGUUUUAAAUUAAAUGGAUCAUUACAUUCACAUUUAAAGAUCCGAUAUCACAGAAACAAAGACUUAAUUCACCAAAGCUCACCUACCAGCUCAGGAGUCUAUAUUUAUUGUAGAGGGACAUCAGCGACUCCUGUCCAACUUUAUCCCACUGUGUCUCUGUGUUGCCAGCUCAUUCUUUUAGAUUCAGAACCACAAAUGCAUGCACACACACACACACACCACAUACAACAGUAGAGUCUAUUUGCCAAGUCCUGACAACUUGAUCUUGUGAUUCGACUCCCUAGGGAGGCAGCCAUCACCUAUCACUGCCAGCCUACGAGAGUUUGGAAUUAUUGCCACAAACAAGAGAAAAAGAAACAACAUCAUAAUCAUGCAGUGCCUUGAUAAUGACCCAUAUUUGUCACUUUUAGCAUCUGAAAUAUUACACUAGUGAAAAAUACUGUAGCUGGAAUCACAGUUAAGGUGCGGCCACAUUAAUGAAAUUUUGAGAGUAAAAAAAGUCGAUUGUCAAUUGUAUAGUGAUGUAUGAAGCACAGCUCACACAGAAGUCACGUUCAAAACAAGCAAGUUUUCCGGCUUUCAAUGCAGCGAAUUUGAAUCGGUUUAGAAAUCUGCUUUGGAAAUUCUUUUGUCAUCAUUGAAAUUCCAGAUUGCAUGGAUGCCUAUUGAAAUUCGCCUGGAUUUCACCUGCGAAAAUUCACAGAACAACAGUAAAUUAGUGCAAAUUUUGUGAAAAUUACACAGGCAAAAAAAAAUCAUUUCAAUUGUCUACUGUCAAUAGUGUAGCGGUGUUGCUCAGCAUGGUGAAUUCACUUAGCCGACUUGAAUCAGUUUCGAAAUCUGCAUUGGGAAACCUCUCGCCAUCAUGCGAAAUUCCCAAUUACACUGAUGCCUAUUGAAAUUCGCCUGCCAAAAUUCAUUGACCAACAGUAAAUUAGUGAAAAGUUUGUGAAAAUUGCGUAGGCUGUCAAUAGUAUAGUGAUGCAUGAAGUACAGCUCACACAGAAGCCAAACCAGGAAGCAUUAUGUUGGUUGAAUUCAUGUGACCAUCUGAACCCGUGGCGAAAACUGAAUGAGAAAUCUUUCAUUGUCAUGCUAAAUUCCCAAAUACAUGGGUGCCUAUUGGAAAUGACUGGAUUUUGUCUGCAAACAUUUGCUAAACAUCAGUAAAUUAGCGAAAAUUGGCAAAAAAUGGGCAAAAGUUCUAAAGGCAAAAGAGGUCAAAUGUUUACUGUAUAUAGUAUAGCGAUGCAUCAAGCACAGCUCGCAACUGAAGUCUUUUUUUAAACCAAGCAGCUUUAUGUUGGCUGAACUCACAUGACCAGCUGAACCUGUUGUGAAAUCUGGGCAGGGAAAUCUUUCGCCGUCACACGAAAUUCCAGAACAUGUGGAUUCCUAUCGAAGUGACUGGAUUUCGCCUGCAAAAAUUCACAGAGCAACAAUAAAUGUGACCGCACCUUUAUUCCAUGUGAUACAUAGUGGGUUUUACUGUUCUAAGAGAUUGUGAACAGACACAUACUGUAAUU